GAGAGUCCUGCAGUAGGAGAAAAAAACCCGUUUAACAUCCAGGAACCUAAAGCAGUGUUGUGUUUGGUAAAGCUGCAAACUGAGCCUUCAUUAAACGUGCCACCGUGGAAAGCAGAAAUGGAGAACUACAGUAAAGCUCGUACGGUGGAGCAGCCGUCGGUCUGUCCGUUCCCCGGUCUUCCCGCCGACACGCCCGAGGUCCGCGUCAAAGAUGGCAGCAAGAUCCGCAACCUGCUGCGUUACGCUCUGAGCCGCAUGGAGGCCAAGCCCCGAGCGGCGGCGGGGGGGGAGGAGGAGGGUCGACCCCCGCCCGAGGAGGGAGGCGUGGCUGAAGAGGGGAACAAGGAAGCUUCGGGCCGGCCGCUCUGCCGCCACGUCGUCUUCACGGCGAGCGGUAAGGGCGUCUCCAAAGCCAUCACAUGCGCGGAGAUCGUGAAGCGGCGCGUCAAAGGUCUCCACCAGGUCACCAAGCUGCUGUACAGCGCGGUGGAGGAGGUGUGGGAGCCGCUGGAGCCCGACGCCGGCCUGGACAGCCUGACCGUCAGCAGGAACCUGCCCACCAUCUGGAUCCUCCUCUGCAGGGAGCCGCUGGACUGCAGCCAGGACGGAUAUCAGGCGCCCGGCCGAUACGACGCCCUGUGGGCUCAGUCUGCCAGCAGGGAGGAGGGGGGGGGAGGGUUCACCGGACAGAAAGCAGGACACAGGAGGAAGAGAGGAGGAGGAGGAGGAGGAGGAAGCAACAGCAGCAGAGGAGGAAAGGGAGCCGGCCGUCAGACGGGACGCUCCAAAGAGCCGAUUAAAGGACAGAGUUGAUCCAGAUCCUAAAACGCUGCAAAGACUGAGACGCUUUAAACUCAGCAGACAGUCUGAACUUUAACUGUCCUACUAAUUAAAUCACUUCAUCAGUUUAUAGUUAGCAGUCAGCUCAACUCUGUUCUCCUAAAAGUUACAUUUAUACUCGUUGUACUGAAUUUUGCCAACAGUCAUCAUUAUCAGAUUUAUUUAAGCAUACAGAGGCGACUGUGUGAUUGGAGCUUGGUGGUUUCAUUCAUUCAUUCAGCAACUAACGAUCAUCUUCUACAUUAAUUAAAAAUAUAGAAAAAUUAAAUGUCAGAUCCUAAAGUCCUCAAAGAGAUUCAGUUUACAGUCACAGAGGAAUAAAAUAUUCACAUUUAAGAAGCUUGAAUUCAUCAGCUCAUUUGAGUGACUUUACAUUUUUUAGUUCCUUUUAUACUGAAAUGAAAUAAAUGUUGAUUUUUUUAAAUAGAGUCACGCUGUUCUAACCCUCUACAUGAUUCCUCCUUUACGUCACACUGAAGUAAUCUGAUUACUGCAGGAAGACGACAGUAAGUGAAUGAUAUCAGUGAGGUGAUUCAUAGUAAAACAUCAAGAUGAUCAUUUCAAUGUUGCUGUGAUUUGGAGAAAAAACCCACCUUUAUCACCAACAGCUUUUUAUUUUAUUUUAACUUUGUUUUUGCUGUUUUGAGGAAGCUUGACUCUGAAAAUGUGAGUGAAAAAUAAUUAAAGAGGUUUUUUUUUUUAAACAAAUGUUUCCUUUCAGCCUUUUUUAAAAAUCACAGUAAAUACAUUUCAUCUGUUAAUUGAUGGACUACACACAUCACAACACACCAUUACAAAAUACACAACGUACAGGACUGCAGAUGGCAGCAGAGAGAUGAAUAUCAGGGUCAGUUAUGUGUUUUAGUGUCCAUGUGGUUUAGUUUAAAUUUAAAGGGUUAAAAUGUGAAAAUAAACGUAUGAAUAACUUCA
Scomber scombrus (Atlantic mackerel) is the source of this 1770-nucleotide messenger RNA. It is a transcript of the gene rpp25l, whose product is annotated as ribonuclease P/MRP 25 subunit-like. The record is from RefSeq and is a predicted model, not a curated record. The coding region runs from base 118 to 813 and encodes 231 amino acids. Lineage: Eukaryota; Metazoa; Chordata; Actinopteri; Scombriformes; Scombridae. Gene Ontology annotation, cellular component: ribonuclease MRP complex. The transcript has 3 exons. Gene Ontology annotation, molecular function: RNA binding. Gene Ontology annotation, biological process: tRNA 5'-leader removal.